AUGCGACCAGGCGCCCGCGCGGGCGCCUGGAUUUGUGGCCCCUUCCUGCGCAUUGCUAAUGCUUCUCCCGAUGACGUGCAGAAUUCCAAUCGCGACCAGAUUCAUCGUCUCGCUCCACCUUUCGUUCCUUGCGUUCCUUUCGCUCCAAAUCAGAACGUCCCGGGAGCAGUGCGUCAAACUACACCGACGUCUCCCGACCAUCCUCGCGCCUACGAGGGCCCUCUAAUCUCGCAGGCUCGUGUCUCGUUCAAUUCUCAGUCCGUGAACUCAACCGCCGGGGUGAUGGAGGUCGAUCGCAGGCAGACUCGGAGGGAACGAACCUUCGUGGGCAGCGAAUGUGCCGUCUGUGAGGAGCCACUCGAGCACACGCUGCGGGGAGAGCGGGUCCUGCAAUUUUCAUGCAGUCAUGUCUCCCACGAGGCAUGCUUUUAUGAGUUCAUCCGAGAGUGCGAGUCCCAGUAUUGUCCGACAUGCAAUGCGCCGCUCGGGCUGGAUACAAGCCGCGGUGGAAACGUUUUGGAUAUCGAGAAGAUCAGCAACAUCGUGCGCUCAGUGACCAUGAGCGACACCGCGACCUUGCGCAGUGGUGUCGAAACGCCCACACCAUGGGAACAGCCGUCCAGUCGCCGAGCGCCCAGUGACGCCGGCAGCCGCUUUACCAACCCACAGUCUGCGACAUCAGUCCCUUCCACAUAUGUUCGACACGACAGCCGCGAUGCGGCAAUGCAACGAGAGCGGGUCGAGCGCAUGGCAACCGCUGCACCCUCGUCCAUCCCAGACUCUCGGCAACGGCAGCAUUCUCGCAGCGGCAGCGCGGCCGGCUCGUCUGGUGACUACCAUGAGGGCCAACACCCGAGCAGCGGACGGCGCCACGACUACGACGUACAGGCGAUGGAGUCUGAAGUGAGCGCUCGUCCGAGCGUCGUCAAGAACCCCAUUCCCGCCCCGAUUGUCACAGUCCGCAGCGAAUUCCCCACAAUGAACCGAUCACGCCAACAGCAGACAUUAACGUGCUUGAUCACCGUGGAAGUGCCCGAGGCAAACUGGCGGCCCGCUGUGGAUGACUUGAGACCUCCGCCGGUGGCAGAGGCAUCAGUGACCGAGGAGCCCCAGUCGGCCCGGCAAGGAAGCUUUCAGCACGAUCCUCGAUUUGAUGCUCGGUCCAUUCAAUUUGAGCCGACAGAAAACUUAGACGAGGUUGCGGAGACUUUGCGGAAACGCGUUGACAAUUGGCACGGGCUAGAAUUCUCAAGAUUCGGGAAACUACGCCUGCAUGGCAAAAUGCGCGUGGGCAAGGAUCGCGAGUCUUGGCAAGAGUUAGAGUGCUAUCUAUUCUCAGAGAUGUUGAUCUGUGUGAAGGAAAAGAAGAGCUCCGACUCUCACCAAUACGACGAGAAGCGUAAACCGACACGAUGCACCCUUAAAGGUUCCAUCCUGAUCAAAAAGCACUUGAAAUCGAUCGACGCGGGAACCGAAGAACCAAUUCUUUCCCUGAAUCUCUCUGUCAGCGAACUUCCCUGCUUCUAUUUGCGCUUCCCCAAUCGCCCUCAGUUAGAGAUCUGGUAUCGAGCGCUGACAGGCCGCCACUCGGGGGAACUCUUGCCUCGCGCACAUCACGACUACGACUACGAUCAUUUGGGAGCUGAGGAGGACGACUACCGGGGUGGGCGGAUUCAACGGCAGGGCUCCCUGACCUCAUCUAAUGGUGCAGGAAAGUCCAACAACACCACCUUGACGGACUACACCAACCCUGAUGGCGAGAAGCUUCCCCUUCACCCCUUCCAUAUUCCGAUCGAUAUUGUCGUGGUCAUUCCAGUCUCCUCUUCGAUGCAGGGCUUGAAAAUCACGCUUCUUCGUGAUGCCCUGCGAUUUUUAGUACAAAGCUUGGGUGCCAGAGAUCGCAUGGGAUUGGUGACCUUUGGCUCCGGUGGUGGCGGGGUGCCUUUAGUCGGCAUGACUACCAAGUUCUGGAAUGGCUGGGGCAAGGUGCUUGAGUCGAUCCGCCCCGUUGGUCAGAAGAGCCUGCGUGCGGACGUUGUUGAAGGUGCCAAUGUCGCCAUGGAUCUGCUCAUGCAGCGCAAGUUUAACAACCCGGUUUCGACCAUUAUGCUGAUCAGCGACUCUUCUACCUCUGAUCCUGAAAGUGUCGACUUUGUUGUCUCCCGCGCCGAAGCUGCUAAGGUUGGCAUCCAUUCUUUCGGUCUUGGACUCACCCACAAGCCGGAUACCAUGAUUGAGUUGUCCACUCGCACGAAGGGCUCCUACAUGUACGUCAAGGACUGGAUGAUGCUUCGGGAAUGUGUGGCCGGCUGUCUCGGUGCCAUCCAGUCGACCUCACACCAGAAUGUCAAACUCAAGUUACGGCUUCCCGAGGGGUCUCCUGCCAAAUUCGUCAAGAUCAGCGGUGCUCUCCAUACGACCAAGCGCGCUACUGGUCGAGAUGCGGAGGCUGCAUUGGGAGACCUUCGCUUCGGCGAUAAGCGUGAUGUAUUGGUACAGCUCGUGAUCCAACCGGAUAAUGCCACGCAAGAAAGCAUGCCCCAAGACCCUUGGGAGAGCCUGGUCUCGGGCCUAGAGGCUCUGAGCGGCGGUCUUGACGGUGAUGAGCAGCGCGUCACGAGUGUCGAAGAGGUGCCAUUGAUUCAGGCAGAUCUGACAUAUGGUGACCUUCUCCGUGACGGUCAUCUUACGCACUCGCCCCGCCCUUCGCUCUUGGCUAUCACCAUGCUUCCGCCCAACCCACGGUCUCGAAAUCAACGAUCAUCUACUCCUCCCAUUCCCCCUCACCCUUCGAUCGUACAGCGCCGCAUGGAGUUAUUGACGUCGGACAUGCUGACCAGAGCUUUGACGCUAGUCUCGCGAGGGCAGCAUGAUCGGGGCCAGCAUCUUCUGAACGAGACCCGCAGUAUUCUCAAAGGACUUGGUAAAGGGGGGCUGCCUCCACUUCCCCCCGGUGCCUCCAGACAGGGGGGCGGAACAAGCGACGCGGGCAGUAUUCGCGUGGAGACGCCCACGUCAAGCUCUCCCAAAUCAUCCAACUUUGGAGACGGCCACAUUUCAUCCGCAUCGGAAACAAACACUAUCACAGCGUCAGCCUCCGUCGAUGGGAACCCUAUGAGCGCGUUGAACGCCGAUCUCGAGGCUGCUCUGGAGUGGAUCAACCAUCCAGCCAUCUUCAGUCGUGACUCUCGCAAGGCGGUACUGCAAAGCAUCGGUGUGAUUUCAUCUCAGCGUGCCUUCACUUUCCGAACGCCGUCCGAAGCUCACUGGGCUCAGCGGAUUCCCGGAAUUCGUCGUCUGACGGAGAAGUCCAAAGAUUGGCGCGAGAUGGGCGACGAUGCCUUGACUGAAGAGUGA
This is a messenger RNA of Penicillium diatomitis, 3357 nucleotides long. Its product is annotated as vWFA and PH domain-containing RING finger protein. The transcript is spliced from 4 exons. Lineage: Eukaryota; Fungi; Ascomycota; Eurotiomycetes; Eurotiales; Aspergillaceae. The record is from RefSeq and is a predicted model, not a curated record. Bases 1 to 3357 code for a protein of 1118 amino acids.